Molecule: messenger RNA, 1437 nt
Organism: Pochonia chlamydosporia 170
Lineage: Eukaryota; Fungi; Ascomycota; Sordariomycetes; Hypocreales; Clavicipitaceae
Product: 3-phytase B
Exons: 5
Coding region: 1-1437 (478 amino acids)
Cellular component (GO): fungal-type cell wall
Molecular function (GO): acid phosphatase activity
Source: RefSeq, a predicted model, not a curated record
AUGAAGGUUACGAGUGCCAUCACCCCUUUCUGGGGAACGGCUUUUGCUCUAAGCAACAGUCCUCAAAAUGCCGGAAGGUAUACAUUCGCCGCACCGUACGACCAGUCGUUCCUGGAAGGCUACUCCGUCAUUAAACAUAUCGGAGGUUGUGGCCCAUACUCCAACAGGCAAUCUUAUGGCAUUGGCCGCGAUCCCCCAGAUAGCUGCGCCGUUGACCAGGUUAUCAUGAUUCGGCGUCAUGGCGAGCGAUAUCCCCAAGCCGUUGAUGGUGCCAAGAUGAAGCGAGGCUUGACGAAGCUUCAAGAUUCUAACAUCACUGAUUGGCGAGGAGACUUGCGAUUUCUCCCUGACUGGGAGUUCUAUGUCACGGACGAAGGUCUUUAUGAGCUAGAAACAGACACUGGCCCAUACAGUGGUCUGCUUACAACGUACAAGCAUGGAUCCGAGUAUCGGACGAGAUAUGGCCACCUGUGGGAUCAAUCGAAGAAUACGACCGUUCCGAUGUGGACAGCCGAGUUUGAAAGAGUUGUCCAGACUGCUAGAAAGUUUGGCGAAGGUUUUUUUGGUUGGAACUAUACAAACACAGUGGCCCUCAACAUGAUACCCGAAACUACAGCCAUGGGUGCAAACAGUCUUACACCACGAUGUCCCGCUGACAACCGAUCUGCCUGCAGUAGUCUCACGUACUACAUGCCACAGUUUGAUGUCGCCGCCUCCAGAUUGAACAAGCAAAAUCCGGGGCUUCAUUUAAACUCCUCGGACGUAUAUGGACUUAUGCUGAUGUCGGCCUAUGAACUUAACGUGCGAGGCUUUUCGGAAUGGACAAACGUGUUCACACUCGAUGAAUGGCUCAGCUUUGGCUACACACAAGACCUACAGUUCUACUACUGCGCUGGGCCGGGAAAUCCAUAUAUGAAGGCCGUUGGGGGCGUAUACAUGAAUGCCUCACUGGCACUUAUGAAGCAAGGACCAAGAAAAUCUGGCAGCCUCAUCUUUAACUUCUCCCAUGAUACCAACAUCACACCUAUUCUUGCCGCACUUGGCAUAGGCACCCCGGAUAAGCAUCUGCCAAAGGACCGGCCCCCAUUCCCUAACACCUACGCCACGGGCAACCUGAUGCCGAUGGGCGGCCAUUUAACGUUUGAGAGAUUGUCUUGCAACGCGACCGCCACUUCAAAGGAGGACUCAUUCGUUCGAGUGGUACUGAACGAGGCGGUGGUGCCGUUCAAUGAUUGCCAGGAUGGACCAGGCUAUUCUUGUUCCCUUGCAAACUACACCAAGCUGGUGGACAACAUGCUGGACGACUACGUUGAGACUUGCAAGGUGAAUGCUAGUAUGCCCCAUUAUUUGGACUUUUGGUGGAAUUACAAUACCACCACUGAGUUCACCACUCAGCAUGAGAAAUAUAUCCCGUAUCAGGGGUCUGGCGUGGUUUAG